AUGGGAGCGUUUCUCCCAGUCAGAGGCCUCCUCACGAUUGCAGCGGACAGUUUUGGUAAUUAUUUGGCGACAUCGCUGGCGGUAGUGUUUGCGUGCGGAGUGUUGGUGCAGCCCAGCACUGCGGCUUUCAUCGUGGGUCUCGUCAUCCGCCCCGAAGCUCCUAAGAGAGGCAUUGCGAAGAGUAAAAAGGCCGCCGGGUGCAAAUGGAUAGCAACGUCGUCGGAAAAGGACCGCUCUCAGGACCUACGAUGA
Molecule: messenger RNA, 252 nt
Organism: Baudoinia panamericana UAMH 10762
Lineage: Eukaryota; Fungi; Ascomycota; Dothideomycetes; Mycosphaerellales; Teratosphaeriaceae
Exons: 1
Coding region: 1-252 (83 amino acids)
Source: RefSeq, a predicted model, not a curated record